ACUGGUAAGAUAGGGACUUUCUUUAGUGAAUUUUGUGGGGGCUGCCUGUAGUCGUCACUGUAUACAAUCGGCUGAGCACCGAUGACUUUUAUAAAGCUCCUGACGAAGACCAAUUCUGCUUGAUCAGCCAUUCCUCUUGUCCUUGUACGAUUGAUUUGAGACAGAGCAGUGCAGCCUAGUGCUUUGGCUAUGGAGUGUGGCGGUGCAGUUAUGAUGGAAGUUUGUGACCACUGUCACGUCCUCAUUAGUGCAUGUGACCGUGACCCGGAAUCCAUUCGCGUCACACUCGUCCCUCCUCCCAAAGUUCGAUGGCUUCAGGUUUCAGUUACACUGGAGGCCGUUCGCGGUGUUUUGCCUACUGGCAAGAAUUCUCGAAAUGCUACGCUGAAGCUGACGCGCCUAGCCAAUGCCGUCUGCCGGCGGAUGACUACCUAGAGUGCCUCCACCACACGAAAGAAAUUGCGCGUGCAAAGGCUGUGAAGGCUGAGUUUAUUAAACAGGCGGAACACCAUGCCAAAGAAGGCCGUAAAGUGGCCGAUGUUCUUGCAGACGGCGUGAUUGUUGGAGUGGGGCUGAUACAACGAGACCAAGGCGGAGGAGGCAAGCACAAGUAGUAUACUGAAAUACCCUUUGUCGUUGGUUCGACUUGGACGGUUCCAUCCUUCCGCAUUCUUACUGCCUCGGGGCUGUCAUGCGGAGCGUUAAGCCGAUCAGGUGCUGGAAUUCGAAUGGAAUCCACGUUUUCAGAGGGCAUCCUUGCGGCUGACUGUAGUGAUUAUAAUAUCUCAAACAACGUGUUUCUUGCGUGUUUCCUGCAUUUUCU
Messenger RNA from Suillus paluster, 823 nucleotides. RefSeq lists its product as uncharacterized. Bases 309 to 614 code for a protein of 101 amino acids. Gene Ontology annotation, biological process: mitochondrial respiratory chain complex I assembly. Lineage: Eukaryota; Fungi; Basidiomycota; Agaricomycetes; Boletales; Suillaceae. The record is from RefSeq and is a predicted model, not a curated record. The transcript has 5 exons.